UGGCUGUCAGGUCCCUACCCAAUUGAGAAAAAGUUCAAUCCCAAUCGUCAGAUCAAGAAAAGAACCUCACCCAUUCCGAUUUCUGCGCAAACACAAUUUACUACAACCAAGAAAUCCCCUUACAAUUCCUCGCGAAAAUGACGGUCAAUACCGAACCAGAAGCAUUACUGUCUCACCUUCAAAAUGCAGACGGAUCCGCUACCUUCUCUUUUGCUGGCUAUACCGUGGUUGGGGCUGUAAAUGGGCCGAUCGAGGUUCAGAGACGAGAUGAGCUCCCGGAGGAGGCGGCCGUCGACGUGAUCGUACGACCAGCUGCAGGGGUUGGAGGCACUAGAGAAAGGCACUUGGAGUCACUGAUCCAGUCGACUUUGCGCCAGAUCAUCCUUAUUAACAACUUUCCGAGGACCCUGAUCCAAGUUGUUCUACAAGUCACCACUGCACCCGAGAACGAAUAUGUCAAUGCUAAAGUAGCACAGGCUACCUCAAACCUGCCCAUUUUGCCUGCUCUACUGCAGACAGCAGUACUCUCGCUCCUCUCUGCCGCCCUUCCGUUGACGGCGACAUUGACAUCGACUUCCCUGGCUAUUAUCGCUGAUGGCCAAUCGAAGAAAGUCGUCUUAAACCCUUCGCCGCGAGAGAUUGAAACAUCGCAAUCGUUCCAUGUCUUCUCGUUUACCUCUCACGAUGAAUUGAUACUCGCAGAAAGUGAAGGAAGCUUCACGUUAAAAGAAUGGGACGAUGCUUUUGCCGUCGCUCAACGUCAAUGUUGCCCUCCCACCACUACGGGCGAUGGAGAUGUCCUCAUGGAUGAUGAUAGCCUACCUGGCGCGAACUUGAAGCAGUUUACACGAUCUACGCUGGAGGGGAAAAUAGCCUCCGACUUACAUUGGAAGUGAGAGAUUCUAUCUCGUACAUCCUGGGUCAACACAGGCUAUAUUGUAUGGAUAGAAUCUACGGCAACAAUGCUGGAUUGGCGGUCAGUAAUGUACGUUGGUUUAGUCCCGCUCAGACAUGUUUGAUACUCCCGAAUCGGCGCAUCGCUCUCACG
This is a messenger RNA of Daldinia vernicosa, 1048 nucleotides long. RefSeq lists its product as uncharacterized. The record is from RefSeq and is a predicted model, not a curated record. The coding region runs from base 138 to 896 and encodes 252 amino acids. Lineage: Eukaryota; Fungi; Ascomycota; Sordariomycetes; Xylariales; Hypoxylaceae. The transcript has 3 exons. Gene Ontology annotation, biological process: poly(A)-dependent snoRNA 3'-end processing; U4 snRNA 3'-end processing; nuclear mRNA surveillance. Gene Ontology annotation, cellular component: nuclear exosome (RNase complex); nucleolus; cytoplasmic exosome (RNase complex).